AAGGAUAGGCAAAAACUUUGCCUUUGGACAAAGUAUAUAGUACAAGAUAGUAAACAUUACACAAACUAAACUCAUCGACUCCCAUUUUCCUCCUCCUCACCUUGAUAUUCUCAUCAUUCUCACACACCUUAUCAUCAUCGAAUCAAAAUUCAAAAGGCCCAUACUUGCUCAACAAAUCAACAAAACAUCUAUCAUCUUCUUCCUAAAACCCAAAUCAAAAAGCAAAAAUGAUGCACAUGACCUUUUAUUGGGGGAAAAAAGUAACCCUUUUGUUCGAUUUCUGGAGAACUGAUUCAUGGACUAGCUAUGCAAUCACUUUACUCGCUUGUUUUAUCUUCUCCCUUUUUUAUCAAUACAUGGAAGAUCGUCGUCAACGAUUUAGGAUUCUCUCUGCCAAUUCCAAGAGGAAUUACCCUCCGCCUACAGCUCCCGUGAAUGCUCCCCUUCUUUACACUUUUCCUGCCGUAGGCGCUAAUUGGAACUCCGCGAGAUUUGCUACGGCGAUCCUUUUUGGGGUUAACUCGGCGAUUGGGUAUUUCCUUAUGUUGGCCGUUAUGUCAUUCAACGGCGGCGUUUUUGUGGCCGUCGUUCUGGGUUUGGCGAUCGGAUAUUUGCUCUUUAGGAACGGCGAUGAGGAUGAUGUCCGCGUUGAUAAUCCAUGUGCCUGUGCUUGAUAUGAUAUUAGUUAAUGGGUUUGGUUGUAUGUAUUUUUAUCCAUACAGAUUAAAAUAUUUUCCUUUUUUAGAUAGUAGUAUUGGAUGUGUAGUUCCCCUGUUGAUCUUUUACAUUUACUUGUGUUGUAUUUCUUCAUCUCAAUAUAAUUUCACCUUUCUCUUUCCCA
This is a messenger RNA of Solanum dulcamara, 841 nucleotides long. Its product is annotated as copper transporter 5-like. Lineage: Eukaryota; Viridiplantae; Streptophyta; Magnoliopsida; Solanales; Solanaceae. Gene Ontology annotation, biological process: intracellular copper ion homeostasis; copper ion transmembrane transport. Gene Ontology annotation, molecular function: copper ion transmembrane transporter activity. The record is from RefSeq and is a predicted model, not a curated record. The transcript has a single exon. The coding region runs from base 228 to 674 and encodes 148 amino acids. Gene Ontology annotation, cellular component: plasma membrane.